This is a messenger RNA of Centruroides sculpturatus (bark scorpion), 594 nucleotides long. Its product is annotated as peroxiredoxin-6-like. The coding region runs from base 1 to 579 and encodes 192 amino acids. The transcript is spliced from 5 exons. Gene Ontology annotation, molecular function: oxidoreductase activity; antioxidant activity. Gene Ontology annotation, cellular component: cytosol; mitochondrion. The record is from RefSeq and is a predicted model, not a curated record. Lineage: Eukaryota; Metazoa; Arthropoda; Arachnida; Scorpiones; Buthidae. Gene Ontology annotation, biological process: cell redox homeostasis.
AUGAGACAUCUUGUCAUCAGAGAUGUGAUAGCAUCUGGUGAAGAAACAUUCUCAGUCAGAUGGAUUGAUUGGGCUAUUCUAUUUUCUCAUCCUGCUGAUUUUACUCCUGUAUGUACAACAGAACUUGGACGGGUAGCAAAAUUAGUUCCUGAAUUUAAUAAACGUGGUGUGAAAUUAAUAGCUCUUUCCUGUGAUAAUGUUGAUAGCCACAAGGGAUGGAUUAAAGACAUAUGUUCUUUUUCUGAACUUAAUAGUGAAGAAUUUCCAUAUCCUAUUAUAUCAGAUGAAGGACGAGAUUUGGCAGUUCAACUAGGCAUGAUUGAUCCUAAAGAAAAGGAUGAGAAGGGUUUACCACUAACAUGUCGUGCUGUUUUUAUAAUUGGACCAGACAAGAAAUUGAAAUUAUCAAUUUUAUAUCCUGCAACUACUGGUAGAAAUUUUGAUGAAAUUUUAAGAGUUGUUGAUUCAUUACAAUUGACUGCAAACAAGCAGGUUGCUACUCCAGUUGAUUGGAAGGUAAUGGUUCAAAAAAUAUUAUUUAAAAAUUAUCAAUUUAAUUUUAAACACAGAAAACUUUGAAUUCAAUUAUUUCAA